CUGACCUGACCCCAUCAGAUUGGAUUCGAUGCGAGCCACAGUGCGGGACGCAUUGGGUGUGUGUGGUGGGUGUUUGGCGCAGCAAGCCCAGGCCUCGUGUACCUCUGUACCUUCCUCCACAGCGACCGGGGCAGGGCCCUCAACCGACCUACGCAACCAGGAAGUUACCACCACCUCCCGAACUUGACAAGGGAAUGGGUUCUCUUCCGGACGCCGUGGUGAAUGCGAGGUGGAUAUGGAGGACGCUUUUCUGUCUUUCAUCACCCCUUCCGGUGAACAUCCUCAAUAUUACUUUUGUCGGACCGCAUCCAUGCUUGGCACUGGCAACAAUUGGCCUUUCUGCUCCUCUCUCGCCGCGUUGAGAAAACACCACCGCCAUCCUCCAUUGUUGUACUUGGACCACGACCGGCAUCUUUCCUCCUCCAUAGCCUUUUCGACGCAUGUCUCUUAGAUCCUACCGUACAUGACUGGGAUCAGCAAAGACCCUAUAACCAGUUGGGCUUGAACCUAGACCAAAGAGACGCUUCCGCCUCGAACUCACUCACUCACCAACACGCCAUUCACCCGACCUGACCUUCCUUGUCAUCAUUGAGCCUUUCAGGUGUAGAACAAACGACCGUUCUUCAUCUUCUGUGCUCCACCCGCUUGCCGCCUUUGACUUGCUCACUGGCCCAUCGUUCUGGACAUGUCUCUGCCCUCUUGAUCGGCUGGAAUGGAGCCAGGCAAACAAAGUGCCACUCAAUAUUCUGUCCCAUCUAGCUAGACGGGCCUCAGCUUGUACGCCAAACCCAAUCAACACAAAGAAUCACCCACGAACUUCUGCCACAUCUGCGAACGAUCCCGAUCGGUAGUGACUCGAUAAUCCACGAAACCCCACGCACCGCUUCGACCACCGUCACUCAUGUAUCCAGGCGCCUCAAGACAGCUGGCUCCCCUCGCGUACCAAUUCCCUCCGUCGCCCAACUGCUCGUCGUCUUCGAUCCCCACACGAGAUAUCUCACAACCCUCCAAGAACCCUAGUCCCGGAGGUGCUGCUCUACUUCUGAGCGGCCUUCGGACACCUCCGUCAGACGAAAUGGGGACUACCUACCAAGCUCCGAAUAUUGGCCAGCAUGACACUAACCCGUAUCCUUCACUGAAUGGAUAUUCUGGUCCGAGGUCAAGGUCGUCCGUGAGCAGCGGACAGGUUGUGUUGGAUAGCUACCCAAGAUACCACCAAUACGCAAACCAAGUGUCUGGAAGAGAGCACCAGAUGCCGACCACGCAGCAAUCACAACAGCAACCUUCACAGGUUUCUCACCCCCAGCCAAUUACUCGGGACUCGCAGCCCACACAGGCUACAACUGCAGUCUCAUAUCCUCCUCAGACAGCCGUGUCCCAGCCCUCUCGAGCCUCGACACCAAAAUCAGGUGGAACAGUCACCUCUCAGGUCAGCAUGUCACAGAAGGAUGUUGCCAGCCUGGCUGGGCAGAGCCUAGAGAUACCCAUGUGCAUCAGCCCGAGGGGCGGAAGCUUGUCUGUACUGGCGGCGCAGAUGACCACAUUUUUCUGGUUUGAACCAUGCCCAGUCCACCAUUUGGCCGAAAAGCUCGUCUCCUCGUCGCCUUCCGAACCGGUCCCAAGUCUGAAUGCCCUCGCGAUACCAACACCAGAGUUCAAGUCGUGGGUCCACAGCGUGCUUUCAACCACCCAGGUCACGCAAAAUGUCAUCCUCUUGGCUCUUCUUUUCAUACACCGGUUGAAGACUACGGUCCCCGAUGUGCGAGGAGCCCGUGGAAGCGAGUACCGCCUGCUAACCGUAGCCUUGAUGCUUGGCAACAAAUUCUUGGAUGACAACACAUACACAAACAAGACCUGGGCUGAGGUCUCUGGCAUCACCGUCAAGGAUAUCCACGUGAUGGAGGUGGAGUUUCUGAGCAACAUGCGAUAUAGCCUGUUGGUUUCCAAGGCACAAUGGGAGCAGUGGCUGGUCAAGCUUUCCAAGUUUUGGGAGUACUGCGAGAGAGCAACUCGGCCAGUGCUCUCUCCCCUCACAAUACCUUCGCCUACACGCUCAGUGGCAAACGCUUCGAUUCGAUCGCCGACUGGUCACCUGGUGCUCACCCCCACCCUGCACUCAACCCCGACCACACGCAGUCCUUACGAUGUGACCUACCCUGUCCACAACCAGUGGCCAGCUCAAGCCACGCCGCAGACAUCCUCGGCUGUAUCUGGUCAACCUGAUUCUAGGAAUGGAUUCAACAAACGCCCCUACGCCGAUGAGGAUCCCACGGAGCCGCCUUCCAAGAGGGUAGCCAUGCAUGUCCAGAGCGUUCCUGCACAGCCUACAAACAUGUACAGCCAAGCUCGCCAGCGACCCGCGGCUUCUCUGGAACCGCUACGCUUGCCUGUUCCAAACCUGACGGUCAACACGGCUCCAAAUCCAGCUCAGGCGGCUUACAACUCAGUAGUCAGCCACGUCCCUCUUCAGCAGUCAGCUCUCUCCCUCCCUCCAAUGGUUCCGGGUGUCAGGGCUAUGGCUACCGUGUACCCUUCGAGCACCACUGCGACAAACUUUUCUGGGAAUGUGGCGACGAGCUCGGUUCCAACCUCAGUGUCAACCCCACUGGCCACCUCUGCUCCGGGUGGCUUCCCACCGAUGACAAACUACGCGACGCCAACAAAGCGACACAGCCCUGGAUCGCUCACACCAGCUGCUGCCGCUGCUCUAGGAAAUUCAUCACCUCUGAGCGAAUCUUUCGGGCAUGGUCAGCACGGUGUUCGCACCCCAAUAACGCAGUCACCAUCUGUCUACUUGCAGCAUCGGUCAAGCCCUUACCGACCCGUGAGGCACGUCAAUACUCUACUUUGCCCGCCGCCUUCUUCGAGCCUUCACGAGUAUCACCUCUCUGGCCCGAACCCCACCAUGGUCGCACCAGCCCAAAUGCAUUACCAGCCACUGGGCCGCAGACACGAGUACCACACCGGAAUUGUCCCAGAGUUUACCCUCUCUGCACAGCAGCAACAAGCACAGGCCCAUUACGCACGUCAAGAAGUACCCAUGCCGCCUACAUAUCGACAGAUUCCUGGACAACCACAAAUGCGUCCUGUCGUAGGACACAAUCUCCAAGAGCCCAGUCACUCGCACAUGCAAUUUCUCAACUAGGAGCGAGAUUACUUGCAUGCCAAGCUGAGCAUGAUUGCAGCUUGCGAUCGCAUGACUGGCUUUGGGGAACCCUCGGUCGCGCCUCGUCUGGCGUCAUUUCAUUGUUCACCCUCAUUGGGGUGGCGUUGUAACAUUUAACACCUUUUUUCAUGAUCUUCGUAGCAUUUUUAGGCGGUAUCUGGUACCGAGGCGUUUUUCACGUUCAUUUGAUUCUAGAUUCUUUUCCCCGACUCACGAUUGGGGCCGAAGCAUCUCGUCCUGUGCAUAUACAGCAUUGCAUCGUCAUGGCGUUUUUUUCUCCUUUUGUUUAUUUGAUCGGGGCUAUUUUUUUCGACACAGGCUUACGGCGCACUGCUGUGCGGUGAGCCAUCAAACAUGAUGUAUUGACUGGCAGGUAAAACUGUAUUUUACAUGAUAUCGUCGAUUUGACUAUCGAAGGAAUGGCUCGUUGGGCUCGGCCAAACCUGGCAUCUUUGCACACAUGGUUUGAUGAGAAUGUCUGGAUGGCGAAAAAAAGGAUAUGGCAGUAUUUGCCGGUUGGCAUAAAACAAAGAUACUCAACAUAUUGUUGGGACAUGAGGCAUGAGAUCUGCCAGUUACUUGCUAGAUAGUCUCGAGGAAAGGUAACGCCUGUGGGUCAUCUUGGGUGUGCUCAUCAGGCUGAGAAACAAAG
This is a messenger RNA of Pyricularia grisea, 3818 nucleotides long. RefSeq lists its product as uncharacterized. Gene Ontology annotation, biological process: regulation of cyclin-dependent protein serine/threonine kinase activity. NCBI's taxonomy places the organism in Eukaryota, Fungi, Ascomycota, Sordariomycetes, Magnaporthales, Pyriculariaceae. Gene Ontology annotation, cellular component: nucleus; cyclin-dependent protein kinase holoenzyme complex. The coding region runs from base 902 to 3145 and encodes 747 amino acids. The record is from RefSeq and is a predicted model, not a curated record. The transcript is spliced from 3 exons. Gene Ontology annotation, molecular function: protein kinase binding; cyclin-dependent protein serine/threonine kinase regulator activity.